Molecule: messenger RNA, 1365 nt
Organism: Penicillium macrosclerotiorum
Lineage: Eukaryota; Fungi; Ascomycota; Eurotiomycetes; Eurotiales; Aspergillaceae
Exons: 3
Coding region: 1-1365 (454 amino acids)
Cellular component (GO): nucleus
Molecular function (GO): zinc ion binding
Source: RefSeq, a predicted model, not a curated record
AUGUCGUACGCUGUUGAGUCCAAGAAACGCAAAUUUCACCGGGUUUUGGAGUCUAUCUCCAAGCCUCUGGCGACCGACGGGGCAUCAAAGCUCGCCGCCGCAACGAGCGCGACGGCUACCCAAGACCGAGCCCCCGCGAACCCUUCGAUCAAGAAAGUCCGCUUAAGCACCAACGACACAUCUGAAUUCACAAGCGUACGGAACUCGAUCCUUAAGCCCUCCCGAACGAAAACCAGGACAACAUCUGGGGCCUCAGCUGAGCGACCGACUUUCGUUCCUUGGGACCGGGAACGCUUCCUUGAGCGGCUGGAGACCUUUCGUCGCGUCGAUCGAUGGACAUCAAAACCUUCCCCUAUCAAUGAAGUUCAAUGGGCAAAGCGUGGCUGGAUCUGUACAGAUGUAAUGCGCGUGAGCUGUGUUAGUGGUUGUGGCGGCUCGGUGGUCGUCAAGCUUCCUGAGGAGAUUGACGAGCUCGAUGGAUACGACGCAGAGAAGGUCCAAGAGCGAAAGGAAGUCCGUGCAAAGUUAGUAGAUGAAUACGAGAAGCGAUUAAGCGAAGGGCACGGCGAGAGUUGUCCAUGGCGCAACAAGGCCUGUGAUGCUACCAUUCAACAUCUAGCGUUGACAAACACCGACGCUGCUAUCUCUGGUCUCCAAAGUCGCUAUUCCAAUCUCACUAAUAUGGGUGACAAAUUACCUGCUGCUCACAGUAUACAAACACCGGAAGACUUUGAAUUGGGCGAACUCAUUCAAAAUCUCCCUGAAAGCUGGCCUUCAGACUCGCAUGUGGGUCGAGAGGCAGAGGGUCCGGUGGACGGCGACAACCAAGAAUUAAAUGCCCAACCCGGAGCGGGGUCUUCGCCGACAAUCAACCAUGCGGCACUCACAAUGGCAUUCUUUGGUUGGGAUUCAGAAGCCGAUGGUGCUGCUGGUCUAGUUGGAUGCAAAGCUUGUUUUCGCCGCCUAGGUCUUUGGAUGUACAAACCUCGAGAAAAUGGCGAUGUUACCGUGUACAGUUCUCUCGAUGUGGCCACCGAGCAUAUGGAUUACUGCCCUUGGAUCGAUCGAUUGGCUCAGAGUGGAUCCGGCAAACCGAACGAAAAGCUCGACAGCCUACGCAGUGGAUGGGAAGUUGUUGCUGAAGCCAUCCGGGUGAAGCACCGUCGGCAGAAACGAUCUACAAAAACUGUGGACACCGUCCGUGCCGAGUCGAACACACCCCCAGCUCAGGCCCACCGCGAUGCGAUCGAAGAGAAUGAUGAAACUAAAAAGAAAGCUGACCGAGAGUGGUGGGCUAAGAUCAGGCGUAUGAGACAGGUUUUGACUACCAAGUCCCCACGGCAGAAAUCAACCAACCCGAAAUGA